Molecule: messenger RNA, 1603 nt
Organism: Brassicogethes aeneus
Lineage: Eukaryota; Metazoa; Arthropoda; Insecta; Coleoptera; Nitidulidae
Source: the annotation of a GenBank genome assembly
UGGUAGUGUGUAGGACGCCAUUUCAUUUUGCCGUUGUUUGCGUCACACCGGUGUUUGUGUUCGUCCAUUGAGUUUUGUAAGAAAUAAGAAUGAGUCGAGGUCGUUCAGCAACAACGACCAAAGUGUUUGUGGGCAGUUUGCCGCCAAACGUAUCCACUGAUGAUUUGAGAGGGCUUUUCGAGCCCUACGGGGUCAUUGCUGAAUGUGAUAUUUCAAAUAGGUGCGGUUUUCUGCACCUCGAUGACCAAGAUUUGGCCAUGAAAGCAAUCAAUGACUUAAAUGGGACUGACUUUAUGGGUGCCAAAAUAUCUGUUGAAAAAGGCAGAGUAAAGAGCAGACGAGGUGGUCCAGGGGGCGGCGGCGGCCCAAUGAGGGGUGGCAAAGAUAGGGGCGGUCCCUACUCACGAGGCGACAAUUUCAGGGGCGGUCCUCGUAACGGCUUUGGCGGCGGUGGCGGUCGCGAUUUUCCACCAUUCGGCGGCGAUCGUUUUGGAGGCGGUGGCGGCGGUUUCGACCGUCCUCGAAGAGGCGGUUACGAUGGAGGAUUUGGCGGGCCGAUGGGCGACAGAAGGGGCUUUGAUGACAGACGAGGUGGCGGUUUUGGCGGCGGCGGCGAUAGAGGAUUCGGAGGUGGCGGCGGCGGCGGAUAUGGCGACCGCCACGGAUUCGCCGACAGACAAGGAGGUGGCUUUUCGGACGACCGCCGCCCUGGAGGCGGUUUUGACCGAAGACCACCACCUGGCGGUGACAUGGGUGGACCACGUGGUGGCGGCGGUGGUGGUGACUUGUUCAGUCGCCGCGAUCAAGGACCAAAACAAGGAUUUGGUGCCGGUGGCGGUAGUGGAUACAAUAACGGAUACGGCGGCGGUGGUGGCGGUGGCGGCGGUUUUCCGGUCGAUGGACCACCAGUUGGCGGCGGUGGCGGUGGAUUCGGCCAAGGUGCAGCCGGUGGAUACGGCGGCGGAGGACCGGGUUAUGGUGGUGAAGCACGCGGAGGUUACGGUGGCGGCAGCGCGGGUGGUGGCUACGGAGGCGGUGGCGGUUAUGGAGACUCAUACGGUUCAGGAGGCGGUGGCGGAGGAGGCGGUCGUUCCUACGACACCGCCUACCCACCAUUGCCACAACAGAGAGGCGGUUUUGCGAGCGGCGGUGGCGGCGGCGCCCCAGGUCCCCGUAGAGACAUGGCCGGACCCGGACGAAGGUUCUAAGUUGACGCGCGCACUAUUGCGCUACCCCUUCUACUCUAUCGUUAAAAUAGACACAAAAAAACACCCAGCGAUUGUAUACAGCAGUACAAUAGUUGUACUGAUAGUACAAAUGAGCGAUCUUAGCGCCUGCUUGCUCACAAAACAAUAAACAAUUUCAUUAAUAUAUCCCCCUCCUGUCAUACUAUACUAUGUAUACACCUCCUCUUUUUUUUUACUUGUUUGUUAUUUUUUCCACACAGAGGGGGGUGAGCGACAAUGUCAUGUAGAUUUUAGUUGCUAACUUAAUUUUACGUAUUUUAUCAUUACCCUACCUGCUGUUUGUCUCACGGACAAACAUGUGGAACUAGUUUUAAUAUUAAUAAAUGUAUAUCUGGAAUUUGAAUUAAAUAAAUGGU